GCCCAAGUGUGGACCCUCUGUGUAAUGUUAUAUUUUCAGCUCCAAAACUCUCCAUGUGGAUGGGGGGGGGGGCCUUGAUGGGGACAUGGACUCCCCUGCAGAGCGUUACUCUGGACAGUCUCACUUGCGGCUGCCCCCCCUCCCCCCCACCACACACAUAUAAAUCAUUCAUGCUGUGAUUUUGAAGGUAUAUUAAUGAUGCAAAGAUGAUGGGUUUGACUGCUCAGAUUUUUAUUCUGUCUGACUUGUGAGAUGGGUUGCCACUUUUUAAAGACGCCCCUUCACCUUUGCUGUGUCUUCACUCAAAUCCACGACCCUUUCACCUGGAGCAAGGCUGUGUUGGGUGUGGCUUCUUGUUCUAUUCUAAUCAGCUUGGUGCUGUCUGUAUGUAGGGAAAAGCAGAUACAUUUCCCCGCUUUCGUGGGAAUACUAGGAGCAGCCCUUGUUCACCUCCCAUGCGGGAGGAAACAGUCUCCAGGGACUGUGUGCAGAACACUUUAAAGCUCAAUCUAGCCAUCAGCAUGUGGUCCUCACUAGGUACUAGAGGGGGGUCCCCGCAUGGUCUGAAAUUUGUGACACAGACAAUCACGACAGACGCAUUGAAAUUCUGGUGGAGUGGAGGCAGCCGUUCUACAGCUGACAAAAUGCAGGGUCUCCUUUAGCUGGCCUGGGCUGUUAGAGCUGUCGGUUUCAGGUGACCCAGAGAACACGCCCCCGUCCAGGGGUAGGAGAUUGUUUUUAGAGUACUUGUGUCCCACAUCUGAGUCUUCACUGGAAACAGCUUUGCUGUGAAGACAACAAAAAAAAAGAAGAAAAUCCUUGUCCGCUAAUGUGUCUUGUGGAUUUGAUUAAUGUUGCAGUCACUUAAAGAGAAAAUCUAAGCUAUUGUGCUCAUGUCUGUAGUGGAUUAUGUCCUUUUAAGGCUGCUUGUACUGGAUCAUAAUGAUGAAUGCGUUUAAAGGAACUGACAGGUCAUUUAUAACGUUUAAAACAGGGCAGACAUUUACCAGGCGAGAUCGGUGAGGAUUAUACUUCAGACUUGUUGGGAGUGAAUAGUAGCAAAGUCUACGUUUUUGUAUGUGAACUGACACACCACAGAAGGAAUGAAUGUGCAAGUAGCCACUUUUCUGUGGUCACUGCAUUAUUUUAAAAGGUCAGCAGUCUUAAGUGUUUUGUCCCUCCUUGAAAACGCAUGCUCAGCAGAAAGAGAGUGUGAGUUUCUCCACAUCUUCAGCCGCCCGUGUCUGCCUGGAUGUGCCCGGGCUAAAUUGGCGAUUUAGUGUGAACAGCUGUAUUUUUAAUUAUAGGACUUUAUCUCCAUUAUUUCUGCUUUGACCUGCAUCAGCGUGGCAGAGGCAAUGAGGGCGUGAGUGGAGAGACAGGAAGCUGUCACGAGGGGACCGGAGGACGGCUUGGGACAGGUGGACAGAGUUCCUGUGAAGAGGGAGGCAUCUCUGGAAACAAACUGACACUGACACGAACCUGACACUGCAGCCACGCUGAAGACCGAGCGCUUUCUGUCAAACAUCAGCUCGGCCUGCCACUCUCCCCGCUCAACAGGACCGCUGAGAUACCGCCGCCAUUUCCCCCAGUUCCCUUCACACCACGAGCAUCGGGAAGAAGGACGUCGUGUCACUCCUCAGUGUUAGCUGCGUUUUCCUUGGGUCUGAAACCAGGCCUACUGGGCAGAAUCGCUGUCAGCUCCUUGAUUUAAUGCACAAUUGGCUUGUGUACGUAAGCCUACCAAUCAGAGACACUUAUCCAGCUUUGCUCAGACUAAUGGCCAAUUUAGCAACCAGAGCCCUAAGGUCAGUCAGGUCUAUACACUCGGCCAUCGAUUAGCAUCGCCUCUGAUCUCAUUAGUUAUAUUUCCUGCCCUCGCUCGCUUGUUUGUUCACAUUAUCCGUUGCCCCUUCAGCAUAUGCUGUAAAUAGCAAGUGUUGUGUCAGUUCCUUUACAGAUUGCUGAGCCCCCCCCCUCCCUCUAACUGUAAUUACUGUGUGCUGUAUACAGCACCUGGAUGUGAACGUCCCAUCUGCCGACCAUUAGCCUCUGGCGAGCGGGUUGGAAGACGCUGCGUUUUCAUCGGGUUCUUUAUGCGCUCGGGGCAGCUUGUUGUGUCAUGUCCAAUCAAUACACUCCAGCGCUUCUGAAAACGAGAGCGGAGAUGGCGUUGGUGUAAUAAAUUGGCCUGUUGUUGUUUCCCACCUCCAGUUCAGUCGCUUUCGAGCAGGGUGAUCAGCUCCGGGCUGAGUUAGAUUGAUUUCUUGUCGCGUGUGGGCAUUUUUUUUUCUUUGUGUGUGCGUGUGCAUGUAUGUGUGUGUGCGCGUGCGUUUGUACCAGGCCUGUCACAACUCCAGAGUCGCUCAGAGCUAGCACGCGGCCGCCUUUGUAGCCUGCCUCAAACCUGGCCAACCUGUCGGCGCACCCCACCAUCCAGACGGUCUGUAAGUUCUGCCGCCGGGCCCCUUGGAGGAUGAGCGAUGUCCCCACGCUGGACUACGAGGUGCUGUCCCCGGGCCCCUCACUCCCCGGGGCCCCCACCAGCCCGCCGCUGGCGGGCGACAACGAGCAGAAGACGGCCCUGGCCUUCGUAGGCCUCCUGCUGCUCUUCCUCAUCUUCCUCCUGGUGCGCUGCUUCCGCAUCCUCCUGGACCCCUACAGCCGCAUGCCCUCCUCGUCCUGGACCGACCACAAGGAGGGGCUGGAGAGGGGCCAGUUUGACUAUGCGCUGGUUUAGGGGAGACCCGCGGGGCACCCCUCUUUUAGGCCUGGCUCCCUCCGUCCUCCCGCACGAGAGGGGAGGACCAGUGCACCCUCUUUAGGAGUCACUGCACAGACACUGGCUGAGCCCCUCUAGCAUAGCGUUUCCUACUGAAACACCUCUUGAGCAGGCCCCCCUAAGCACACCGCUGUGCGAGGAACACAUGCUGUAUUUGGAGCUGGGGUCCCUUUUGUUCUGGGUAGUGGCUUCAGUUGCCGGGAGGCUAGCAGAGCCAUUAGAAAAAUCACUGAACACAACACAGCACUCGCCAUCGCUGUCCUUUCACUGCUUGAUUAUAGAGCCCGGGGGAUGAUGAUCUGCACAGCAGCAGUAACGUGCCAAUAUCUGGCUUUUACGUUUGACUGCGUUUAUGUUUAUCCUUGGCACCAGUACAGAAAAAAACGGGGUUUUGCUUGGGAUGGGUGCAAUAAUACCAGCUGAUGGCAAAAAAAAAUAAUGUUACUCCAAACACGUUAAUGUGCUUGGAGGCAGAUGGAUGGAAAAAUAAGGGAAAUUAAACUGGUGAAUUGUACCCCUCCAUCCCCAUUCUUGUAGUCCUGCGAGUCUUUCCAGUAACUGUCCAGCAAACUGAUGGUAAAUGUUUGGAUUGUGUUUUAACGAUGUUGUUUACAGGAGUUGAUUCCCUUUAAGAAACCUGGCCAGAUGUUUUGCUUCAUACUGUAGUCACAUGUUAAAAUGUGUAGGCUUUUGCCUGAUGAAUCAUAGUAGCUCUGUCUGUCUAUAACCGAAAAAAGCCAUAUCUGUAGAAGACCUAUAAUUGUAUUGCUAUUGGUCUUUCUCUUUGCUCUAUCCUACCUGCCAAGCUUGGUGAAACCUGUUGUGUAUGAGAGAAACUUUUAGAGACAUCGGAAAUGCUUUAUUUUUGUAUUCUGACUCUGGUUUAGAGUCUCUUUUUGCAAAUAUUCAGUAGUUUCUCUUGGUUUUGUAGCUCUCAGUGUUGUAAUUGGAUAAUGAGUAGCCAAGCUUCGGGAAUUAAGUACAAGUUUGAAGAGAUUGUGUUUUGCUCACAUUUUUCCAAGAUUUGUAAGUAGAUUGGAUAUUUUUCCUACUGUUCUUUUUUUGCUAAGCAGAAAUUGUGUUUAAUAAAAUGGGGGUUUUCUUCUCUA
Messenger RNA from Anguilla rostrata (American eel), 3891 nucleotides. RefSeq names its product cortexin-1. The record is from RefSeq and is a predicted model, not a curated record. The transcript is spliced from 2 exons. NCBI's taxonomy places the organism in Eukaryota, Metazoa, Chordata, Actinopteri, Anguilliformes, Anguillidae. Bases 2477 to 2740 code for a protein of 87 amino acids.